GUCUCUUCCUCCCCGGGUGCUCGAACAAACUCCAUCAGCCCAUCUGACACCAGGCGUUCUCCACUCUCGGACCUGUAUUUGUCACCAGCAACAGCGGCCCCCUUAAAUCCACAGCAGGCAGCGGAAUUGGCAACUAGUAACCUGUCUUCACGCCACUCUCUGGCUCCCGUAGUCUUCGGGCCUCCGAACAGCGCCACCAACCCCAACGACAGCAGUAGCAACAACAACAACCCUUCAGACCGUUACUCAAAGUAUCGCACUCAGUCUGCCUCGCCCAUGCUCGAUAACGCUAAGGGAGGGACCAACUCCGGUGCGGUUAAUCCUAUAUCCUACGACGACUCUUGCUCCUGGGGUAUUCCACUACUCACCAACACUGCCACCACCACCACCGCCGCUGCAAGUGUUGGUUCUUUACCCGUCUCCCGUCAACAAACGCCCGUGUUCUGCCUCUCCAACAACGGCGCUGUCGCCUCCAGUCGAGGCGCCCCCGGCGCAGGACCGAAUUCUUCUUCUGCUUCGUCCGUUAGUCCUCUGAUGUAUCGACAGAAGAAAUUGUUGCCUCCGUCUGCCUAUGCUUCCACGCAACCGCGUCAGCAUCAACAGCAUCAACAGCAGCAGCAAUGCUACCCUUCUUCUAACAACACCGCGGUGGGUAGUCAGCGAUACUCCUGGAGCGGUUUUCCGCUGGCAUCUUCAUCCUCGACUUCAGCCAUGUCUGAAACCUCGAGCGGAGCCAUCGGCUCUUCAGUGAUCAUGACCUUCCCAUCGUCUGCUACACGUAGUUCUGGACGGAUCCUGCAACCAUAUAAUGGCACCGGAGCUGGGGGUGGUGGAGGGCAAGAUCUACGGCUGCCUCAGUGUCGCCGAAACUCAGUCCAGGUACCUGCGACUUUGGCCCAAUUUAACGCGACGCUCCAACGAGAAGCACAACUGACUCCACCUAUUCUCACCCCGGCAACCGCUGCGGAGCAAGGGAUUGAGCCACAAAGUAAGUAUCAAACCGGUGAAUUCUUAACACGUGUUCAGUGUCUGUGCUUAUUGCAAUUCUAUCUGCGGGACAGUGGGGUAGUAUUUGUGAUUCCAGAUCUUAUCUUGAUAGAUAUGCCCGUUCUUAGUCUUGGCUCUAAUGUUGUAGCGAAUAGUCCAAAUUUUGCCACUAUAUCUGCCUUUGCCGAGGGUGCCGAGGGUGGCAGUGACUUCUGCGUAAGUUGGGACAUGCACAGCGUCCACCUCACUCACUUUACCCACCCACAGUAUUGCGCUGUCAAGCUGAGUUGA
This is a messenger RNA of Dibothriocephalus latus, 1278 nucleotides long. Lineage: Eukaryota; Metazoa; Platyhelminthes; Cestoda; Diphyllobothriidea; Diphyllobothriidae. The record is from the annotation of a GenBank genome assembly.